This is a messenger RNA of Grammomys surdaster, 4005 nucleotides long. RefSeq names its product transmembrane protein 245 (gene Tmem245). The record is from RefSeq and is a predicted model, not a curated record. The transcript has 18 exons. Lineage: Eukaryota; Metazoa; Chordata; Mammalia; Rodentia; Muridae. Bases 1 to 2637 code for a protein of 878 amino acids.
AUGGCCGACCACGGCGGCCCUGCCGAGACGCCCAGCUCGCGGGGCUCUCCUCGGCCGGAGCCCCGGGCCCCACGCACGGCCGGGCCGAGCGAGACCCCGCGUACCGCGGCGCUGGCGUUGCGCUUCGAUAAGCCCAUCAAACAGGCUUUCUACAACACGGGCGCCGUGCUGUUCGUGUGCCUGUGCUGUGGCGCCGCGGUUCUUGUGUACUUCAUCCUCGAGGCCUUCCUGCGGCCGCUGCUCUGGGCCGUGCUGUGCGGCACUUUCCUGCACCCGUUCAAGAGCUCGCUCACGCGCCUGGGCCGCCUGUGGCUGCGGCGCCUGCACCGCGCGCACACGCCCAUCGUGCUGGCCGCGCUGCUGCUGCCGCUCUGCUUCGCGGACUACGGCGUGGAGGCGCUGGGCGAGCAGGCGCUGCGCCGCCGCCGCCUGUUGCUGCUGCUGGGCGCGGGCGGCCCGCUGCUCUACGGUCUCUACUGCCUGGGCAGCUACCUGGGCGUACAGGUGCUGCUGGCGCACGCGGGCGCGCUCAUCUGCCGCGGCCUCGACUACUUCAGCAGCCUGUGGAUCUGGACAUUGGUAGUUGGCUACGUGCUGAUGGUUUCAUUCAAGUGGAAUGCAAGCACUCGACGUUACUUGAGGGCAGUUUCGAUUCCUGUCUGGAUGAUACUGCUUUUUCAUAUAGCAUCACUGGCUGGCUCAUGGAGAAUUCCAGUGUUCCUGGUUAUUGUUUUCCUGAUGUCUGUGGGCACCCUUUAUGAAAAACAGAAUGAGAAGGAGUCUCCUGGGGCAGAAUUACCAGGACAAGUGAUCUCCAUGGCAGCUUCUACUCUUGCAAAUUUGGCCAUCUCCAUCACUGGAUAUGAGUCGAGCAGUGAAGACCAGCCCUCUGACCCCCCAGCAGAGCCAACAGACAAGGGAGAACCCCCUCCGGCGUUGUCUGCUUCUUCUUCCUCUCGUUCCUCACCCUCUUCUCCUUCACCUACAUUGGGCAGACAGAGGCCUGAGAUGGGAACGUUUCUCAGGAAGAAGAAAACGAGUGACAUUUACUUUGUGUCUCUUGUGUGGGCCAUCAUUGCUGUCCAGCUCUGGCUGAACCUGUGGAUUGUACAGCUGCUGCCGGUGCCUGUUGCAGUCUGGAUCAUCAAAAAGCUCGUGAUCCACUUUGGAGUGGUGGGCUUCCUGGAGAACCGCUGCCGCGCAUGGUGGCAGGUGAUUGAGUGCUUCCUGAAGGAGAGACAGGAGGCCUUAGCACCUUGGCCAAUUAUUGGGCUUGGAAAGUUCUUACUAAAAGUUGAUAGCAAGAUGAUCAUCUGGUUGGAGAAGAUGUUAGAUAAAAUUAUUAGCAUUUUCAUCAUAUUCUUGCUAGUAAUAGGAACCCUUCUUUUGGCUCUUCUCCUGACUGCAAAGGUACAUCAAGAGAGUGUACACAUGAUUGAAGUCACAAGUAGUCUGAUUAAUGAAACUCUAGCAAAUCACCCAGAGUGGGCCAAUUGGCUUCCUGAGGCUCAGGUGGUCCAAAGAGCUCUUAAUUCUGCAGCAAACAAUGUGUAUCAGUAUGGACGGGAAUGGAUAACUCACAAGCUUCACAAAAUUCUAGGAGAUAAGGUGAAUAACACGGCUGUGAUUGAGAAGCAAGUUCUCGAACUGUGGGACAGACUGUAUCACUCUUGGUUUGUUAAGAACGUGACACACUCUGGAAGGCACAAAGGGCACAAGAUGCAUGUGAAUCGUCAGAACAGCUGGCUGGGAGAUAUUUUGGACUGGCAAGAUAUUGCCUCCUUCGUUCAUGAGAACAUCGAGACUUUUCUUUCGAUAUUAUCUUUUGGCUUCCAAAUAUGGAAGAUGAAGAUCCUGGAGUCUCUGUGGAUUGUUAUGAGCCGGAAUGUGAGCCUGCUGUUUACCACAGUUACCACCCUGCUGACCAUCCUCUUCUACAGUGGCACUGCCCUUCUCAACUUCGUACUUUCUCUGAUAAUUUUCCUGACCACACUGUUUUAUCUGUUAAGUUCCAGUGAUGAGUACUACAAGCCAGUGAAGUGGGUGAUAAGCCUGACACCACUCUCUCAGCCAGGCCCUUCUUCUAACAUUAUUGGCCAGUCUGUGGAAGAGGCUAUCAGAGGGGUAUUCGAUGCUUCCCUCAAAAUGGCUGGCUUCUAUGGAUUGUACACCUGGCUGACUCACACUAUAUUUGGCAUCAAUAUUGUCUUCAUACCGUCAGCUUUGGCAGCAAUCCUUGGAGCUGUGCCAUUUCUGGGGACAUACUGGGCAGCAGUACCUGCAGUUCUAGACCUGUGGCUGACACAAGGGUUAGGAUGUAAGGCCAUUUUGCUCCUGGUCUUUCAUCUCUUGCCAACAUACUUCGUAGACACUGCAAUCUAUUCUGAUAUAUCAGGAGGAGGCCACCCCUACCUGACUGGCUUAGCAGUGGCUGGCGGAGCCUACUACCUGGGCCUGGAAGGAGCGAUCAUUGGGCCUAUACUUCUCUGCAUACUUGUCGUUGCUUCCAAUAUCUACAGUGCCAUGCUAGUGAGUCCUACGAACUCAAUGCCCACACCAAAUCAGACCCCGUGGCCUGCUCAGACUCAGCGGACUUUCCGUGACAUCUCUGAAGAUCUGAAAUCUUCAGUAGAUUGACAUGGCUUUACUGCAGUGACUUCUCUGGGGAGUUUUCACUUUGACAGUGAGUCCUCCGAGCUUUGGCGUCCAUUCUGUCAGCUGUGUCUGGCAGGCAGGGGAACCCAGAAAAGAAGCAGAAGCCUCCCAGCCGUACAUGCAGAACACCAAGUGAGAGAGAACUUGCUCUAGGCUGCUUCGCAUUUCAAAACACAGCUUGAGAGUUGAGAACUGUGUCUGCUCACAGCUCCUGCUAAGAUGGCUUGAAAAGUUGCAGUUCAUGCAUUGGUACCAAGGCUUGAAAUUGCCCUCUUUGAUUAUCUGCUGCAGUGUGUAUUGAUAAGGUAUUUUAAGGAUUUUGAAUUACCUGCUAUUAAAUGUAUAUCCAGUGUAGUUUUUCUCCUGCUGUAGGAGUUUAGCCCUUUUCAGUGACAAGGCUUUUCCUGUGGAGUAUGGUUCAGUAAGCAGAAAAGGGCGUCUGAUACCCCUUAGGUAAAGAUGGAUCUGUGUGCUGUGGGAGAGACGCAGGAGGAGUGGAGCUCUUCCUCUCUUCUUCUCACCCAUGUUGCCAGAUUUCUACAACUUUUCUGACCACACUGAAGAAGAUCCCUACUGAGCUGCUAUGAAUAGUAAGGAUGUGAUAGAAUCCAUGCUGUCAGUGUUCCUCUCUUACCUGCUUUAUAAGCAUAGACUCUAAGUCGCAGUGGUCCUCUGGUUUGUUAUGUGUACCCACAGUUCUUUUCUGGGACCUCUAUCCGUUAGUUUGUAGUAGCAGAAUUUCCUAUUUCCUGCCGCUUAGCACAGUGCCUUGCACAGGGAGUCUAGAUGAAUGCUUGCUGAAUUGGACUAUAACUUUGUGUGUAUCUUAGAUAUGACACAACCAGCUUAGUCACAACCAGCAUAGUGCGUUACAUUUUAUACAGCCUUUGUGCACAUUACUUUACGCGCACUUCACAUCAGCUCGAGAAGCUCUGUACUCUGAAGAGUGUCACACUGUAGGGGAGCUAAGCUUCAGGACAGCGGCCAUGCAAAGCUACCGAGUGUCAUAGCUUAUCUCCUGUCUUCUGAUGUUACAUCUGCAGGCUCUGUCGUAACGCAUUUUUUCUGGCCUUGGCAGUUUCCCAGUCCUGUUAGCAGAGGUUGUCAUUCACUCGUUACAUGUGAAAGAGUUGUUCUGCUUCAUGACACAUGACCUGGCUGGAACUUGAGUCCCACUCCUAGUGUGCCCUUUCUAGCUGUUCCUGUGCUUCCGAGGAAAUGUGCAGCAGAAGGGAUUUGGAUUUGUUUUUUGAAAGCACUUAAGACUAAAAUUUUUUUAAAAAACUUCUUACUAACUUUAUAACUUGAUUGACCUCACGAUUAAUAAAACCCACACCUACUGCAGUGUCA